AUGACGAGAAGACAGUUAAGCAGGAGCGAUGUGAAGAGCAGAGUGACGAGAAGAGAUCGGUUAUCGCAUCUAGGGCAAGAGGAUGAAGCGCAACCCGGACUAAGUGAAGAAAGUCGGGAUCCGGCUAGAGCGUACGGCCUGCCAACUCGAGGUGGAGGAUCAGCCUUGCAAAGGAGUAGCAGUGAGGAACGCGUUCUUGAAAGUCCAACCGACGUCGCAGACACGAUCAGACGUGUGAGUAGUCACGAGGAUUUCAACAGUCAGGAGCAUUUGCAUAUUUUAUCGCAUCUCGGUCAAGACAUAGGUCAUGGAGUGAGAUGCGGAGGAUUACCGCUUCACGAGAGAACUAAUGUUUCGCCAGUUUCAAAAAAAUCAUUAUCAGUACCUUCGCCGUGCGAAGUAGUUGUGGCGACUGAGAAAUAUGAUUGUGAUGCUGAAAAAUUAAGAAGUAGCGAACGCUUUAGUAGAAGUGUUACUCCAAGAGGUAGAAGACAAGCGCGUAGGAGGAGAGUACAUAAAAUUACAGAUACAGAUCAGAAUUCUAGCAAGGAAAACGAAGAGGAGUCUGAGAAUAUGUGUAUCUCCAGUGUAUCACCGAAUCCUAAUAGCCGUAAUGACUCACCAGCUCAAAGCUUUCUGGAAAUGUUGAGCAGCGGACCGAGCAGAUCGCCUUCGCCAGCUCGUCCACCUACUGUCAAUCACGAAGAUGUAAAUAAUCCCAGUUUAACCAAUUGGAGUUUUCAACAUUUGGAAGAAAACAUGCAAAAUAGCGCUCAAAGGUUUUAGUUUGAGAAACACAUUCCGGCCAACGAAAGCAAGAUCAGUAGACGAUUUGUUCAACAAAGGCAAGAUCAAUGGACGAUAAAGGCAAGA
Messenger RNA from Pseudomyrmex gracilis, 873 nucleotides. RefSeq lists its product as uncharacterized. Lineage: Eukaryota; Metazoa; Arthropoda; Insecta; Hymenoptera; Formicidae. The transcript is spliced from 5 exons. The record is from RefSeq and is a predicted model, not a curated record. The coding region runs from base 1 to 786 and encodes 261 amino acids.